GAUCUAGUCAGUCUUCUGUUUAAGGGAAACUAGGCCAUUUUGCUGCCAUAAUUCAACUCCAAUCUAGAGAUACCUUGAAAACAUUGGAAAUCUCCAGAAAUACCAGAGCUGUGACAGUGUGGUUUUUACCUCAGAUUUCCCAUAAGUACUACAAAGAAGAAAAGAUUCUGAAGAAUUAGUCAAGUUUACAAUCAAGUCCGAGUAACAUUUCUGACUUCACCACAAGGAGGCAAAAUGAAGCACAUAAUCAAUCUGUAUGAAAACAUCAACAAUACAGCAAGAAAUAAUUCAGACUGUCCUCAUGUGGUUUUGCCAGAAGAGAUAUUUUUCAUAAUAUCCAUCAUCGGUGUUUUGGAGAAUCUGAUUGUCCUUCUGGCUGUGAUUAAAAAUAAGAAUCUCCAGGCACCCAUGUACUUUUUCAUUUGCAGCUUGGCCAUUUCUGAUAUGUUGGGCAGCCUGUAUAAGAUUUUGGAAAAUAUUCUGAUCAUGUUCAGAAACAUGGGUUAUCUCAAGCCUCGUGGCAAUUUUGAAACCACAGCUGAUGAUAUUAUCGACUCCCUGUUCAUCCUUUCCCUACUUGGCUCCAUUUUCAGUCUGUCUGUGAUCGCUGCUGACCGUUACAUCACAAUCUUCCAUGCUUUGCAGUACCACAGCAUUGUGACCAUGCGCCGCGCCAUUGUGGUCCUGAUGGUCAUCUGGAUAUGCUGCAUGUGCAGUGGCAUCACCAUGGUGAUCUUCUCCCAUCACAUCCCCACAGUGAUCACCUUCACAUCGCUGUUCCCUCUGAUGUUGGUCUUUAUCCUGUGCCUCUAUGUGCACAUGUUCUUGCUGGCACGUUCCCAUGCCAGAAAGAUAUCAGCACUUCCCAGAGCCAACAUGAAAGGGGCCAUCACACUGACGAUCCUGCUCGGGGUCUUCAUCGUCUGUUGGGCCCCCUUUGUCCUUCACGUCCUCUUAAUGACAUUCUGCCCAAGUAACCCUUACUGUGCCUGCUACAUGUCCCUCUUCCAAGUGAAUGGCAUGUUAAUCAUGUGCAAUGCAGUCAUCGACCCCUUUAUAUAUGCCUUCCGGAGCCCAGAGCUCAGGGAAGCAUUCAAAAAGAUGAUCUUCUGCAACAGCUACCACUAGAAUUACUGGUCCUUGAUUUUAGGAGCCAUGGUGAUAAUAUUGUCAAGUGACAGAAUAACAUGACAUACCAACAAAUUCCAAUGUUCCCAACUACUCUUUUCCUUCCCUAGUAUGCAUGAGGAUUAUCCCAUUUACUAGUGUUUGUAAUAGUUUAGUUCUAUGUGAACAGUCAUGCUGUAGUAUAACUUUUAUAACUAGAGAGAUAAAAUAAUGUAUUGAAAGAAAGACAGAAUACAAAGCACAUACAGCAAUAUAAAUUUGAGAGCUUUAGGCUAAAACAAUAACUGGUUCUUCUGUAGAUAUCUAGCAAGCCUAUAGAUCUCUACUGGCCUUUCCAGGCUGGACACCACUAUCACUGAUUUCUAGAAGUUAAUGUACUAGCAUAAGUACUCAAGCCAGAAACUUUGUAAGUCAAAGAUGCCAAUAAAUUACUGCAGCUGAAUUUGCCUGCCCCACACUUCCAUACAGAAUCCCUGCCCUCCCUCCUUCUCACCUGCCUGGCUUAUUGUAUGCCAUCCCAAAUCUUUUUGGAGGCAAGCAGGGUAUAAAUUAUAAAUGUCUAACAACUCUUUGAGAUUUCAAGAAUAAAGAAACCUUCUCAUUUAGUCUU
Molecule: messenger RNA, 1738 nt
Organism: Rhinolophus ferrumequinum (greater horseshoe bat)
Lineage: Eukaryota; Metazoa; Chordata; Mammalia; Chiroptera; Rhinolophidae
Gene: MC2R
Product: melanocortin 2 receptor
Exons: 2
Coding region: 235-1128 (297 amino acids)
Biological process (GO): G protein-coupled receptor signaling pathway
Cellular component (GO): membrane
Molecular function (GO): corticotropin receptor activity
Source: RefSeq, a predicted model, not a curated record